Messenger RNA from Ambispora leptoticha, 2904 nucleotides. The record is from the annotation of a GenBank genome assembly. Lineage: Eukaryota; Fungi; Glomeromycota; Glomeromycetes; Archaeosporales; Ambisporaceae.
AUGUCGAACAUUUAUAACCAUAGGCAGAUAAUCCCUACAGCACAGGGAGGGUCAAAUCGACUAAACGAGCUUUUUGAAGCUCUGAAAAGUGAAUACGAAAAUCUUCAGCAAGAAGCUGUCUCUUAUAAACUGCAGAGAGAUGACUUUGAGCACAAAGUUCAACAACAAAUGGAAGAAGUGAAUGUGAUCCGACAAGGAUUGUAUGAGCUACAGGCCACCCAUCAACAAAUAAAACAAAAAUAUGAUAGUGAAAUAAUGCGACUUAAUCGUGAUUUAGAACAACAACGUUUGCAUCCUCACCAAUCCACAAGUGGAGCUCAUCCACAAGCACCAUCUCAUCCUCCACCACAACCUCCAAAUAUCGGUCAAGGUCAGUCAAAUUUAUUCGGCGGAAUUAUGAGUGGAGCUGGUCAAACAGGUCUCGUCGCGCCGCCACAAAUGUCUCUGGAUCCUUCUCAACAGCAGCAACCACCGCCCACAUCUCAUCCUGGCUAUCCUGGUCCAAGUGGUCCACCACCAAAUGUUCCACAAGUUGGAAGCAGUUCCGCUCAACCUCCAUAUUUAAAUAACGGAGUUCCACCAAAUUCAUUAUCGCAAGCUCAGCACACCAGUAAACGCCCAAGAAUUGAUGAAUCCAAUGGUCCUCAACCAUUGCUCAAUAUUAAUUCACAGCCAUCUUCGCAAAAUCAAAAUCCAUUAUAUCCAAGCAAUGGUCUACCUCAACCUGCACCGAAUCAACCAGGACAACAAGGCGGUAGUAGUGGAAGUGGAUACAUCCCGAGUGUAGGACCCAGCAGCAAACCUGGAUCUAAAAUGUCAAAGGUUUCUCAAAAUCUUGGUCCAGAAGGUCCUCAACCAUCAAGCGCCCCACAAAAUGGAGGUCCACCUUCAGUGAACAAACGAAAAGCUAAUCCAAAUUCUAAUUCUUCGAGUGUACAAGGAUCUCGUCCAACACAGAUAAAACAGAGUUCAGUAAGUGCAACCAGCGGCUUGGGUGAUAUGGAUCCAGAGUCAAUUUCACCUGCUUUCAAAAAAGAAGGACAGGAUUGGUUUGCAAUCUUCAAUCCCAAAGUACAUCGACUUCUCGAUGUUGAUUUAGUACACACUCUGGAUCAUAACAGUGUCGUUUGCUGUGUAAAAUUCAGUGCUGACGGACGAUUCCUGGCAACUGGUUGUAAUCGUAGCGCCCAAAUUUAUGAUGUACAGACGGGCGCAAAAAUGAGCGUUCUUGCGGAUGAUAAUGUUGAUAAAACUGGAGAUCUAUACAUUCGAAGUGUUUGUUUUAGUCCUGAUGGCAAAUAUUUAGCAACGGGAGCAGAAGAUAAACAAAUAAGAAUCUGGGACAUAGCCACACAAAAGAUCCGAAAUAUGUUCCAAGGACACGAGCAAGAUAUUUAUUCUUUGGACUUCUCAAGAGACGGUCGAUUGAUCGUUUCAGGUUCAGGCGACAAGACUGCUCGAGUUUGGGAUAUGUUAUCGGGCGAAGAAUUAUUUAAGUUAACGAUUGAAGAAGCCAGUCAAAAGGACGCUGGUGUCACAAGUGUGGCAAUUAGUCCAGAUGGUCAAUACGUCGCUGCUGGCUCACUCGACAAAAUUGUACGUGUAUGGGACGCACGAUCCGGUUAUCAAUUAGAACGCUUGGAAGGACACAAGGACAGUGUUUACUCGGUCGCUUUCUCGCCUGAUGGCAAAACACUCGUUUCCGGUAGCUUAGAUAAAACUUUACGAUUGUGGGAUAUGAGUCAUCCGGGACGAAAUGGGGGAGCUUCGAAUUCAAAGAGCCACAAAUUGACAUUUAAUGGACACAAAGACUUUGUGUUGUCAGUGGCCGUUUCUCCAGAUGGUCGCUGGGUAGUAUCAGGAUCAAAAGAUCGCGGUGUACAAUUCUGGGAUCCUAAUACUGCACAAACACAGUUCAUGUUACAGGGUCACAAAAACUCAGUCAUCUCCGUGGCGUUAAGUCCGGUUGGUAAACUUUUUGCUACUGGGUCAGAAGAAAAUCCAGGUGAAUCGGUUGUACGUAUUAUAACACCCAAAAAUCUUGAAAGAAUACGAUUAACACCAGCAAAACAAAAAUUUGUAUUUCAAGGAACACGAACACGCAUACUAGAAUGGAUGCUCGAAAACGAAGAUAUAAUUGUAGAAUAUGAUCCAACAGACGGAAUGCUAACUCCGCCAAUUUCACCGCAAGCCAAUGAGUUCAAUAAAGAAAAUCAUCGUGGCUCAGAUGCAUCACACACAUCAGCAUCUAAUACGCCGUUAUUAUCUGAUGAUAUAGUAUUUUAUCGUCCAUUACAUUUCGCGAAAAAUCACUUCCCCUGGUUAGACGUGACACUUGAGAUACGACCGACUGAUCCACUUCAAGAUUCUAAAUAUGAUCCGGUGAAACGAUUGAUUUUACAAUCAGGUUUAUCACUCUACGAAAUUUCAAAGGCGCUCGAAAAGAAUUGGCGGAAUUUAAUGCCACAUUGUUGUCCAUUAUUUCAACGACCACCUCCAUCCCUUGAACUCUCUGGAGAUGCUGUCGACGAUUCAAACAAUCCACUGUUGGACUGGUUGGCACAUCAUAAAUCAUCCACUUUUCCAACGCCACCUCUAAUUAACAAGUGGCAACGAAGUAAGUCUAUCAUUCCGCCGGGUGUUUUAACGCCGUAUAAUAUCGAAGAAGUUAUGGCAGAACAAUGGUUUAAUGUGUCGAAAAAAUUCGAGGAGGUUUUUACAGAUGAGAAAAUGAAUAGAGAAUUUGGCGAAGGAAAGGGAGGUAAUAAAGAUUUGAAUUGGAAUUGGGGAUAUAAAUAUGAAUGUGAGCGGGGACGAGGAAUGAUAUUAUUACCAGGUGAAGCGAUCUGUGAAUCGGAUGCGUAUCUAAAGGGACAACUUCUUGUUGAGGAUAUUUUAUGGUGA